Molecule: messenger RNA, 959 nt
Organism: Neoarius graeffei (lesser salmon catfish)
Lineage: Eukaryota; Metazoa; Chordata; Actinopteri; Siluriformes; Ariidae
Gene: ebp
Product: EBP cholestenol delta-isomerase
Exons: 5
Coding region: 159-854 (231 amino acids)
Biological process (GO): cholesterol biosynthetic process
Cellular component (GO): membrane; endoplasmic reticulum
Molecular function (GO): C-8 sterol isomerase activity; cholestenol delta-isomerase activity; steroid Delta-isomerase activity
Source: RefSeq, a predicted model, not a curated record
UUUUGCGGUCAGGGGACAUUCCCUUAUUUCCUUUAGUGUUUUCAUUAUUUUUAGUCUGCUUUCUCUUUAUCUCUUUUGUGCAUGUUUGCAGGCUAAUAUUCCUCUUUAUAAUUCAAGUUGCUGUUGCACUGAGAUUGAGAGACUCUGUGCCUUUGUAGAUGUCAAAGGUGGCAGCUGAACCUGUAAGUCACCCAUACUGGCCCAGAAACCUGUCCAUCCCAAACUACACAGAAAAUGAGCGCUCCAUGUUGGAGAUUGUCACUUUCCUGUUCUCUGUGUCGGGACUGUUGAUGAUGUUUGCCUGGACUCUGACGGGAAAGAACGUUGGAGGAGGAAGACUGAGCAUCUGGAGAAGGUUAGCACUUUGCUGGUUUACUGUCUGUGGCUUCAUCCAUGGUGUCAUCGAGGGCUGGUUCUCUCUCUACUACACCAUCAUUCCAGCAGACCAGAGCUUCCUUUCUCAACUUUGGAAGGAAUAUUCAAAAGGUGACAGCAGAUAUGUCAUAGCAGAUAAUUUCACUGUGUGCAUGGAGACAGUGACUGCGUGUCUGUGGGGACCUUUCAGUCUCUGGAUUGUUGUGGCUUUCUUGUAUAAUCAUUCCUACAGAUUAGUUUUGCAGCUUAUUGUAUCUUUAGGGCAGCUGUAUGGAGCAGUGCUCUACUUCUUCACUGAGCACAGAGAUGGGUAUAUGCACAGCGAGUAUGGACACCCCAUCUAUUUCUGGUUCUACUUUGUCUUCAUGAACGUCCUAUGGAUUGUGAUCCCUUUUAUUCUUAUUAUGGACUCCUGGUUCCAGUUGAGUAGCACCCAAGCUUUGGCAGACAAAACAGUUCCCAAACAAAAGAUGAAAUAGCUGGGGAAGAAAGUUUAGAAAAGGUAAUAAAUUACUGUGCACCGUUCUGGUGACAUUUGAAUGUACAGUAAUUGUGGUUAUUUUAUCUUAUUCAUAACACUAUAG